GAGGUAGCUGGGUGGCAGGAACGGGGGGGGGGGAAGCCACCUGAGAAAGCCAUGUAAGAUCCUUGGCUAAUCAAGACUCACAUUCAAAUUUAUCCAUAAUUUGCUUCAAAUUCGCAACACAAAAUGAGUUGUUUCAGGGACAAUGUUUCAUUGGAAUAAUCGACUUAUCCAAAAGGAAGACAACUUAUCUGGAGAAGUUAAAAGAGGAGCUCCAUGGAGAUCGUCACAGAAGAAACCUAUUAAAGUUCAUGUUACAUCUGCAUGUCAGGUGAAAGUUACGUCAGUAACUUCGGACAGGUAAAGGGAAAGAGAAAACCCCAAAACCCCUUUCAUUUUUCAUUUGUGCGUCUUGGAGCUGCGCUUCGGGAUGAGUGGAGGUCGCUUCGAGUUUGACGACGGCGGGGCUUACUGCGGAGGCUGGGAGGGGGGCAAAGCCCACGGCCACGGCAUCUGCACCGGACCCAAGGGCCAGGGCGAAUACUCGGGCUCCUGGAACUACGGCUUCGAGGUGGUCGGGGUCUACACGUGGCCCAGCGGGAACACCUACGAGGGCUACUGGUCGCAGGGCAAGCGCCACGGGCUGGGAGUGGAAACCAAAGGACACUGGAUUUACAGAGGGGAAUGGACUCAUGGCUUCAAAGGGAGGUACGGGGUCCGGGUCAGCGUGGGCAGCGGAGCAAAGUACGAAGGAACCUGGAAUAACGGGCUUCAGGAUGGGUAUGGGACAGAAACGUACGCAGAUGGAGGUACUUACCAAGGUCAAUUCACUGGUGGGAUGCGCCAUGGCUAUGGUGUUCGGCAAAGCGUCCCCUAUGGCAUGGCAGCAGUUGUUCGCUCCCCUCUUCGUACCUCCUUAACUUCACUUCGCAGUGAGCACAGCAAUGGCACUGUUCUACAGCAAGAUGUCCCGGUCAUCACCACCACCAAUGCUUCAGGAGAAGAAACACCACUCACCACCCCUGCCCAACUGGGACCAUCCCGUGGAGGCUUUGCUCUAACUCUCCAGGUGGAUCCUGAGGCAGUGAAGCCCAAAAAGAAGAGGUUGUUCAGAAGGAGCUCCCUGCUGGGUAAGCUGAAGAAGUCUGAUUCAAGCACAUCACUGUCUAGCCAGAAGAGCAAGAUUAGCUUCCUGAGGACAGAGUCAGCUCUGAGUUCCAAUGCCAGUGAUACAAACUCCACCAUCAGCGGAGAUGAGAGCCUUGCCGGAGUGGAGGAUUUCCCCCCAGUGGAGGCUGACAUUGACGCCACCACCACAGAGGUCUACAUGGGUGAGUGGAAGAAUGACAAGCGCUCUGGAUAUGGAAUAAGCGAAAGGUCCAGCGGUCUGAAGUAUGAGGGCGAGUGGCUCAACAACCAGAGACACGGGUAUGGCUGCACCACAUUCUCUGAGGGAGGGAAGGAGGAGGGCAAGUACAUCAACAACAUGCUGGUGAAGGCCAUGAAGAAGAGGGUGAUCCAGCUUAAAGGAACCAAGAUCAAGCAGAAGGUGGAGCGGGCGGUUGAGGGAGCACAGAGGGCAGCAGCCAUCGCUAAACAGAAGGCAGAGAUUGCUGCUUCUAGGACAGCCCAUGCAAAGGGCAAGUCAGAUGGCGCUGAGCAGGCUGCCCAGGCCUCCAACAGUGAGUCCAGCAUUGCCAGACUGGUUGCCAAAGAGCUAUCACCUUCUUUCUAUCAGCCAGGCCCUGAGUACCUGAAGAAGAGGGUUAUGCUGGAGGCUGUGGAAGACAGCGAGAACCCAGACACUGAAAUACAUGAGCCCCUGCUAGCAGAAGAGGAGCCCCUGUUGGCUGAUGAGGAGCCUCUGCCUACACCACCGGAGAGCCCCUUUCUGAACGAAUUGGCCAGUCUCAUGCCUGGCUCGUCCCCCGCCCGAACCCCCUCCCCGAGCCCGGCCAUAAUCAACAAGGAGGACCCCAAACUUCUCGGUCCAAGAGGCUGGACUGAAGACAAAUCCAUUAAAGGUGGUGGCAUUAAGGGUGGCCUGAAACCCAGCAGUGCACCUAGUAGUCGCCCCACCACCCCGUCAGUGUCAGCGGCUGCACCUCCCACGGCUGCACCAGAGAUUGGAGCAGCUUCCAGCAGUCGUCAACCAUCACGCUCCCCAAGUCGUCUGAGUAACAAGAUUGAACAGGGGUCAGACAUGGAGAUCAAACCACUUCAGAAAUUUGACUCUGAGGCAAAACCAGCCAUCCCCGUCCCAGAAACUAACAGCCUCAUCUCAGCAGACGAAGAAGAAGAAGCUUCUCUCCCUGCUGCCAAUGUGGCCCCCAAAGCUGUGACCCCUGAGCCCAAAGCCCCUGAGGUAAACACUGACAGAGCUCCAUCCAUCAAUGAGCGACCACCGUCCACCUCUGAGAAGAAAAGGCCAUCCAGGGAGGGGAGCAGGCCUGGCAGCAAAGCAGAGACAAGACCAUUUCCAAAACGGCAACCGAGUCCAGCUCCACCUGCAAAACAACAACCGAGUCCACCUCCAAAAGCUGCUGCUAAUCAUGAACCUAAAACAGUUACAAAGCCAUUGGAAACCAAAGCCAUAGCUGCCAAACCAGCCGUAAAGGCCCUGGUGUCGAGUAAAGAGGCAGAGUCUUCAGAUCUGGAGGGCCCAAAUACCAUCAUGGUUUGCAUGGUGAUCCUGCUCAACAUCGGCCUGGCCAUUCUCUUCGUUCACAUUUUGUCAUGAGACAUUUUCCACCACAUCAGGUCACAGGUGGUGAUGGACACUGAUGGCGUUGCUCCUCCACCUUAUGGACCAGAGAUCAAAGACACCACUGACGGUUGGAGCCUUCUGCAGUCGGCUGUGGGUUUUGAUUGGUGUAACUGAGAGGUUCUGUGAAGCUGUUGUUUUUGCAGAGCUUGGAGAAAACUGAAGGACGCUGAAACGUCUGAAUUUGACUGUUCUGUUGAAGCUGCCGGUUAGAUGGUAGAGCAAGUCUCGGAGCUGGGUGGGCCUCCAGAAUUCAACUUUGUCACAGUGUGUCACAAGGGUGCUGUCAUUUUGCAAUAUGCGUUGUCCUACUUUUAAUCUGCCUUACACUGAGUGGUCCGCACGACACCGAAUCAGUAGAUCAUCACGCGCUGCCUUGACAUGUGUUUUUAUUUUGGAACUGCAGAUGAAAGAAUGUUGAAAACUCAUUCAGACUAAACUUUCAAUCCAGUUUGCCUUGAAUUUGCAGCGUCCUUGUGAAGAAAAACUGUUUCUGUCAGUGUUUUUUAAGCGCUGUGUGUUUGUGUCAGUCACCUGAAAAAGUUCUCCCAACUCUGUUUUCAUGGAUACUAUCACUACUAACUGCAUCUGGUGUCCAACAGAUAUGUUCUCUUUUUAUGGGGAUUUUCUGUAUGUGUGUGAGUUUUUAUUCAGCUGCUUUUUUAUUUAGGGAGAAGAUAAAAAGAGAUUAAUGACAUUUGGGUGCCCCUGCUGAUGCUUUUGUCCUGUUUGUUCCUGUGAAGCCAUGCACUGCUGUUUAUCCCCUCAGUGAUUUCAAAUGAGUUCCCAAAUUAUGGUGAGCAACAAGGGCAAUUAUAUCUGCAAUCAGAAUAAUCCAAAGCAACCACUGUAUGUUUCAACAAGGGUACUGAAUCUGUACAUUGUUAUUCCUACAGCAGGAGGAGGUCUGAAAUGAUCAAUAUGUCUCUGAGAUCCUGACUGCGUUGUAUUUACCUAUAGAGCCUAAUAUUUGUAUGCAGGAGGUGAUUUUCUGUACUUUUGUAUGAUUUUUGGGAGUGCACCUUUUCAUCUUUCAAAGAGUUCUGUUGUUACCAUUUUCUCCUUUUUAACUAAAGCAACUCUGCCAUCCAAAAUCCAAAAUGUAUUUACCCUACAAUAGUUAGAUAAAAAAACAAAACAGAAUGACUCUUAACUCCAUGUCUUACAGUGAAAAGACUUAUUAUUUCUGUCUUGGUUUGGUGGUUCGUGGCCUUGCAGAGAAGAGGUAUCUGAAGCUGAUCUGCCUUUAAGUUUGAUGGUGUUGUUGUUGAUGAAGGAAAAAGCCUAAAAGUAUUUGCAUUAAAAUAAAGAUUAAAAAAGAAGAAAUCUCC
Girardinichthys multiradiatus is the source of this 4032-nucleotide messenger RNA. RefSeq names its product junctophilin 2 (gene jph2). Lineage: Eukaryota; Metazoa; Chordata; Actinopteri; Cyprinodontiformes; Goodeidae. The record is from RefSeq and is a predicted model, not a curated record. The transcript is spliced from 6 exons. Gene Ontology annotation, cellular component: endoplasmic reticulum membrane; sarcoplasmic reticulum; junctional membrane complex. Bases 368 to 2677 code for a protein of 769 amino acids.